GAGAGCAGAAAUGGAGCAGAGUCAGUUCGACCGAGAGACUUUCUCCUGUUCCAUCUGUCUGGACCUACUAACGGAUCCAGUGGCGACUUACUGUGGACACAGCUACUGUAUGAACUGCAUUAAAGAUCACUGGGAUGAAGAGGAUCAGAAACGAAUCCACAGCUGCCCUCAGUGCAGGGAGACAUUCAUACCGAGGCCUGUUUUGAAGAAAAACACCAUGCUAGCAGCUUUAGUGGAGCAGCUGAAGAAGACUGGAGUCCAAGCUGCUCCUGCUGACCACUGCUAUGCUGGACCUGAAGAUGUGGCCUGUGAUUCCUGCACUGGAAGAAAACUGAAAGCCAUCAAGUCCUGUUUAGUCUGUCUGGCCUCUUUCUGUGAGAAACACCUUCAGCCUCAUUAUGAUUCAGCUGCAUUUAAGAAACACAAGCUGGUGGAGCCGUCCAAGAACCUCCAGGAGAAC
Molecule: messenger RNA, 460 nt
Organism: Poecilia reticulata (guppy)
Lineage: Eukaryota; Metazoa; Chordata; Actinopteri; Cyprinodontiformes; Poeciliidae
Source: RefSeq, a predicted model, not a curated record